AUGAAUCACGAGCACUUGUACAAGUACUUCUACUUCUGCUUCUACUUCUACGCUAUGUUAUCACAAUUUAUUUAUUUUUGCCUGCAUCUCACAAUCCAACCCUUACCCUUAUCACCCUGUACGCGAGAUUUAGGUUCAGGCCAUCUGACCACCCUCAAUAUACCGACUUGCACAUCAAUGGGCCAAACCGAGUCGAAACAGACGUUUCGCACCGAGAUUUUCCGGUUGUCGACGGAUUCCAGCAUUCCUGAAUCAGAUACCAUCUUCUGGAGCAAAUUAUGGAUGGUUCCGGAAAACGCCAGCGACAUCUUCACAUUGGUGGGCGAGAACGAUGUCCGAAUGGCGCUCCAGACUUUUCCAGACAAUAUAGCCACUCUGGUCCGAGUCGUGAGCCAACAGAUUAUCAAUUGCGACGAUACAACGCCCGAGCCGCAACUGCUCAAUUGCAUUCGCGUUCUCACCAGGGUGCUACCAAUUGUGUUUGAAAGUGGCACCAAGACGUUUGAUGACGAUCUCUUCUGGAGCAACGACAUUCUGGGCGAGAAGCUGGUGACAAAGCUCGUGUCGCUUUUGUUCAAUAAAAAGCUAUGCGGCACCUCGCAAAUCUGGGAAAUGGGAGUGGGUUGUCACAGCGUGGAAGGAGGGGUGACCAGCGCGCAGGAGGGAAAUCGCUGCGAGAUUCUCAGGUUACUCGUGUGCUGCUCGUGCAAACAGCUGUACACUAGUGUUAACCAUGUUACCACGCAGGGCUCCCGGUUUCUCACGUGCAUUGUCAGCGGGCUUGGUAAGAGCGACACCCUGUUGCUACUGUGCUCUCUGCUCAACUUGUCGCUGGUGCGGUUGUUGCGCGAUGCCAAUGCCUUCCAAACAGUCGUGUUUGGGGGCUCUCAGACGGCGUUCUGGGCCCUGGAACUGUUGCUUCUGCUUGUUGUCUACUACCCCCCGGAGCCGGGCGUGAAGAACAACUUCAGAUACUUUCUGGGCAAACUCAAGCAGGAUGUGGACUUUGAGUUCAUUGCAAGACACAUUAGCGAGAUUCUGGCCAAGUUCUCGGCCUCCUCUGGCUCCAUUUUGACUGGCAAGAAGGAAACACGCACCAACGAGAUUAUCUGUUUGUUAUGGGAGAUCAUUCAGACCAACAAGCGAUUCUUGCCGUGGCUUCUAAAGAAGGGGUACCUCGACAACAUCAUUCUAUCGAUUCUGCAACAAAUCAAAAUGUGUGAGAGCACGCAGACUCUGAGGCUGCUCAGUAACUUCCUGCUCUAUCUGAGUGAUGAUGAUGUGGUUGUGUCUUCGUUCGACGAUGGCACUGUGAAUUUCAACUAUGUGCUUGGCCAGCUCUUCUCUGUCAUCACUCAACCUCGUGAAGAAAUCAACCCCAUCAUCCCCACUCUGGUUGAAUGCAUCUACAACCUGUCUGUGCAGGCCAAGCAUAUCGACUACACGGUGUCGUGCCAGCUGGUUGACAUUUUCGACGUUCUGUCAUCGCCCUCCUUCUUGUUCGCCAACUCCACAAACCGCUUCCUGUUGGAGCUCACCCUGGAGUCCAUCAACGCCAUGCUUGAAUACAACUUUCAGGCCAACAAGUCGCUUGUCUUUGUUCUACAGAAGCGACGGUCGUCAUUUGAAAAGCUGCAUCGCCUCGUGAAGGAGAAAGGAAAGGAGCCUACAAAUGGUGAGGAGGACUUGUCAUGGCUAGAAGACCUUCCACUCGACACCAUUGACACGGUCUACGCCAUGAUUGAGUCCUCUGUCCCUGGGUUGAACACAUACUCCGCAGUACCACCACCAAGCUCCAGCACAAGCCCUGCUAGCGACGAGCCCAAGACCACUAAAGACACACCCUCCACGAUGAUCGACACUAUAGGCACCCUCAAUCCUCCUGUGCAGCCCACAAAGUUCCACAAGAUUGAGUUUCAGUGGGACCCAGUGCUUCUUGGCUGGUAUCUAUCUCUCAUUUGGACCAGUCUCUACACCCAUGAGGCUCGCGUGGGUCGUCAAGUGACCUCCCUAGCUGACACUGUGGGCACAGGGUACAGUACGGGUGCCGCUGCAGUGGGUGUAUGGAACCGAACCCACACCAAGCUGUUCAAGGUGCAGCAGAGUGUUGCAGCUCCUAAUCUCGGUGCUGUGGAUGCUGUAGCGUUGAACGUGUGGAAGCGGAUUACUAACAGGUAG
Yarrowia lipolytica CLIB122 is the source of this 2178-nucleotide messenger RNA. RefSeq lists its product as uncharacterized. Lineage: Eukaryota; Fungi; Ascomycota; Dipodascomycetes; Dipodascales. Gene Ontology annotation, cellular component: Golgi medial cisterna; Golgi trans cisterna; membrane. The record is from RefSeq and is a predicted model, not a curated record.